Molecule: messenger RNA, 933 nt
Organism: Ostreobium quekettii
Lineage: Eukaryota; Viridiplantae; Chlorophyta; Ulvophyceae; Bryopsidales; Ostreobiaceae
Source: the annotation of a GenBank genome assembly
AUGGCCAAGAAGGACACGCAGCUGCCGGACCUGCCGGAGCCGUAUGAGUACGUUGAUACGCUGGGCUCGGGGUCCUACGGCGUGGUGGUGCUGGCGAAGGAUGCCACCGUAAAGGACCCGGAGAAGGCCAAGGUGGCGAUCAAGAUCAUACGCGCGCCGCAGAAGAUGCAGGUGCAGGCCGUGGCCAGGGAGCUCAUGAUCCACGGCGCCAUCAAGCACCCGCACAUCGUUCCCGUGCACAGGUGCUUCAGCACAGAGGAGCACAUUGGCGUGGUGAUGGAGUACAUUCGCGGCGGCCGGCUCUUCGACAUGGUCAACAACGUCGGGCCUUUUCCAGAGGCUAAGGCACGCUGGAUAUUUCGCCAGCUCAUGGAUGCCGUGCGCUACAUCCACAAGGACAUGAACUCCAUGCACCGCGACAUCAAGCUGGAGAACAUCAUCCUUGCCGACGCCAAGAAACAGUGGCCAACCAUCUACCUCUGCGACUUUGGCUUCGCUCGCACCAGGGGGCCCCAGUUCGGCCCCACCAUCUCCUGUGUGGGCUCGCCCAACUACUUCGCCCCAGAGAUCCUGCUGCGCAACGCCAAGAACCAGCGCUAUGAUGGAAAGAAGGCUGACAUCUAUUCCUGCGGUGCCUGCCUCUUUGUCAUGCUGUUUGGGUUCUACCCACAGGGGGUGGUGACCAAGGACAGGAAGGCAGGCAAGAUCGACGUUGACAGCAUUUACAUCGAGAUCCCAAAGGUGCAGAGGCAGAGGCUGCAUCCCGGGCACAAGGAGGUGCCCAUAGGGCCAGAGUGCCUCAACUUCCUCAGCCAGCUGCUUGAGCCGGACCCAGAGAAGAGGCUGACCCUGGAGGGAAUCUGGAAGGACAGAUGGUUUAGGGACAACACCCACAGGAGGCGGAGGAAAGUGGCUGCUGUGCUUGGGCGCUGA